Messenger RNA from Drosophila simulans, 1323 nucleotides. Its product is annotated as spaetzle-processing enzyme. Gene Ontology annotation, molecular function: serine-type endopeptidase activity. The coding region runs from base 77 to 1297 and encodes 406 amino acids. Gene Ontology annotation, biological process: proteolysis. The transcript is spliced from 4 exons. The record is from RefSeq and is a predicted model, not a curated record. NCBI's taxonomy places the organism in Eukaryota, Metazoa, Arthropoda, Insecta, Diptera, Drosophilidae.
ACAUUCACUGCCGGAUCUAGACAGCAGAUGUGCCGGAGAGCUUGGUCAGUAUCAGAUUGGGUUCUGGGGUAUCGAGAUGGCUUCCACGGAAUGGAAUUUUCUAGUAUUGCUAAUGGUGAUCAUGGCAUUUUCCGAAUGGGUCCAACAUUCAGACGCGGCACAGAUCACCUUUGGCAGCUGUACGCCCCAGGAGAGCGAUGAGCGUGGCCAGUGCAUCCACAUCACCAGUUGCCCCUUCCUCGCUGAAUUGCUGACGACAGAGCCACAGACUCCCGCCCAGCUUCUCCUCCUCUCCAAGAGUCAAUGCGGGCUGGACAACCGGGCUGAGGGUCAGCUGAACAGCACCCUUGUCUGCUGCCCGCGAAGCAAACGGAUCGACGUCGAGGAGCCGGAGCCAUCGCAUUUGCCAGGAAAUGAUCAGCAGCCUGGUAAUGUUCUGCCUGGAAACGACGUCUGUGGAUUCCACUUCGCUGAUCGCAUUUUCGGUGGCACCAACACGAGCAUCUGGGAAUUUCCGUGGAUGGUAUUGCUGCAGUAUAGAAAACUUGAUGUCAACAAGUCGACAUCUUCAAAUGAGUAUACUUUCAACUGUGGCGGGACUUUGCUCAACACCCUCUACGUCCUGACAGCUGGCCACUGCCUUGCGAACCGAAAGCUGGAGAAGGCCGGUGUCGUCCUGCACAGCGUUCGCCUGGGGGAGUGGGACACUCGUACCGAUCCUGACUGCAGCACCCAGAUGAACGGACAGCGCAUCUGCGCGCCAAGCCACAUCGACAUCGAGGUGGAGAAGGGCAUCGUACAUGACCAAUACGUGCCUAAUUCCGUAGACCAGCAGAAUGACAUUGCUUUGGUGCGUCUGAAAAGGAGUGUCAGCUACACCGACUAUGUGCGCCCCAUUUGCCUGCCCACGGGCGAUCUGAUCCAGAACAACUUCGUAGACUACAGCAUGGAUGUGGCCGGCUGGGGCCUCACUGAAAACAGACAGCCAAGUCCGAUCAAGCUAAAGUUGACCGUCAAUGUUACGAAUCGAACGAUUUGCCAGUUAAAGUACACCUCCUUCAAGGUGAAACUCUAUGAAUCCCAAUUGUGUGCCGGCGGCAUGGCGGGUAUGGAUACCUGCGAUGGUGAUUCUGGCGGUCCUUUGAUGGUGUCCAUAUCGACAGGCGGUCGGGACGUAUUCUACAUCGCUGGCAUUACCUCCUACGGCACGAAGCAGUGCGGCUUCGGUGGAUGGCCCGGCGUUUAUACCCGCACGGGGGCUUUCAUCGAUUGGAUACAGCAGAAAUUGGAGGCAUAAUAAAUAAAAUUGCUAGUUUAUUCACA